AUGUUAAAGGUAUCGACAAACGUAUACGGUACCAUCCUCACUAGGAGGUUUCUCAAUCGCAUGGUGACGUUUUCAAUCGGUUUCGCAGGGACAUACGCGUUCACGAACCCAGAUUUGGACCGAAUUUGGGAGGUUCACCCGGCCUUUGAGCAAAAGAGCUACGCCUUUGUCAAUUUCUACCAGGUGGCUCCGGAGGAUUCCGACCAUUUCGAGAAGAACAUCAAGUGCUUGACCAGGUUCCUCCAGACCCAGGAAGGCUAUGGGUAUACACGAGUGCUACGAUUGGACAAGGACGCCAAAGGGCCGCUGGCAAACUACCAGUACGUGGGCAUCCAGACGUGGUUCAACGCUGACCUCAUGAAAAAGGCUCUGGACUCCACUAUCUCGCAGAAGAUUAUCGCAAACCUGCGCCUGAAGAACCCAUACAACUCGAUAAUGUACAAAAUUAUGGUCGACGACUCCUCCUUCGUCCCGAACUAA
Messenger RNA from Theileria equi strain WA, 480 nucleotides. RefSeq lists its product as hypothetical. The transcript has 2 exons. The record is from RefSeq and is a predicted model, not a curated record. The coding region runs from base 1 to 480 and encodes 159 amino acids. Lineage: Eukaryota; Apicomplexa; Aconoidasida; Piroplasmida; Theileriidae.